This is a messenger RNA of Anopheles nili, 4285 nucleotides long. It is a transcript of the gene dre4, whose product is annotated as FACT complex subunit spt16. Gene Ontology annotation, cellular component: FACT complex. Gene Ontology annotation, molecular function: nucleosome binding. Gene Ontology annotation, biological process: positive regulation of transcription elongation by RNA polymerase II; transcription elongation by RNA polymerase II. NCBI's taxonomy places the organism in Eukaryota, Metazoa, Arthropoda, Insecta, Diptera, Culicidae. Bases 1 to 3300 code for a protein of 1099 amino acids. The record is from RefSeq and is a predicted model, not a curated record. The transcript has 10 exons.
AUGUCAAACAUCGCGCUGGAUAAAGACUGCUUCUUCCGGCGGAUGAAGCGGCUCUAUGCAAACUGGAAGGAUCCGGAAUUCAGUCACGAUGACUCACUGUCAAAGGUGGACUGCAUCCUUACGGCGGUUGGUGUGGACGAGGAAACGUUCUACAGCAAAUCAACAUCUCUUCAAACCUGGCUGUUCGGGUACGAGCUGACCGACACGAUCAGUUUGUUCUGCGACAACGCUAUCCUUUUUCUUACGAGCAAGAAAAAAAUCGAGUUUCUGAAGCAGAUCGAAAAGGAUUCAGACGAUGGAUUGCCACCAAUUCGGCUGCUCAUUCGCGACAAGAAUGACAAAGAUAAAGCAAACUACGAGAAGCUACACGAAGCGAUGAAGGCCUCGAAGGCUGGGAAGACGGUAGGCGUGUUCACGAAGGAUAACUUUCCUGGUGAAUUCUGCGAGAACUGGCGGGCGUUCCUGAAGGACAAGCAUAUGGCCAACGUUGACAUCAGUGUGCCGCUAGGCUACAUUAUGUGCCCAAAGGAAGACCCGGAGCUAGUGACGAUAAAAAAAGCUUGUCUCGUGACGAUUGAUGUUUUCAACAAGUAUCUGAAGGAUCACAUCAUGGAGAUCAUCGAUGCGGAUAAGAAAGUAAAGCAUGUUAAACUGGCGGAAGGCGUGGAAUCGGCCCUUACGGAUAAGAAGUACGUCACCGGCGUGGAUACCAACCAACUCGACAUGUGCUAUCCGGCCAUCAUCCAAUCCGGUGGAAACUACAGUCUAAAGUUUAGUGCGUUCAGUGACAAAAACUAUUUGCACUUUGGCUCCAUUAUAUGCGCUCUUGGCGCACGGUACAAAUCCUACUGUUCGAAUAUCGUCCGCACGUUGCUGGUCAAUCCGACGGCCACCAUUCAGAAGCACUACAAUUUUUUGCUCAACCUCGAGGAGGAAUUGCUGAAAAAUCUCGUCCCAGGCAAACGACUCUCAGACGUGUACGAUGUAGGGCUUGAGUACGCCAAAAAGGAGGAACCGAAGCUGGUCGACAAGCUGACGAAAACGUUUGGCUUCGCGACGGGACUCGAGUUCCGCGAGAACUCCAUGACGAUCGGACCGAAGAGCGUUGCCGUGCUUAAGAAGGGCAUGGUGUUCAGCUUGAACGUCGGUCUGGCGGGGCUGGAAAAUUCUGAGGCGUCGGACAAAGAAUCGAAGAUGUACGCGCUGUUCGUCGGCGAUACGGUGUUGGUUACGGAGGAGUCGCAGGCGACUGUACUGACCCAGUCGAAGAAAAAGAUUAAAAAUAUCGGCAUCUUCCUGAAGGACGACGACGAAGAUGAUGAAGAAGAGGAGGAAAAGGACACCGAGCAGGCGCCGGAAAUUUUGGGUCGCAGUGGCAAGCGCACGACGGUGCUGGAGAGCAAACUGCGAAACGAACAGAGCUCAGAAGAAAAGCGAAAGCAGCACCAGAAGGAGCUAGCCGUGGCAUUGAAUGAGAAAGCAAAGGAGCGGUUAGCGAAACAGGCGGGUGGAAAAGAGGCGGAAAAAGUACGCAAAUCGACAGUGUCGUACAAAAGCGUUAAUCAGAUGCCCCGCGAACCGGAAGUGAAAGAGCUGAAGCUGUAUGUUGAUCGAAAAUACGAAACGGUCAUAAUGCCCAUCUUCGGUGUUCCGGUACCGUUCCACAUCUCGACCAUCAAGAACAUUUCCCAGUCCGUAGAGGGUGAUUACACGUACUUGCGAAUCAAUUUCUUCCAUCCGGGUGCAACGAUGGGUCGAAAUGAGUCCGGCAUGUAUCCCAACCCGGAUGCGACAUUUGUAAAGGAGGUUACCUAUCGCUCAACAAACACGAAGGAACCGGGCGAGAUUGCGGCCCCUUCGUCUAAUCUCAACACGGCGUUCCGGCUAAUUAAAGAGGUCCAGAAGCGAUUCAAAACACGCGAGGCAGAAGAACGCGAAAAGGAAGAUCUGGUCAAGCAGGAUACGCUGGUAAUGUCCCAGAACAAGGGCAACCCCAAGCUGAAGGAUCUCUACAUACGGCCCAACAUCGUCAGCAAGCGCAUGACUGGAUCGCUCGAGGCGCACGUGAACGGCUUCCGUUACACGUCCGUUCGUGGCGACAAGGUGGACAUUCUGUACAACAACAUCAAGAGUGCGUUCUUUCAACCGUGCGACGGUGAAAUGAUCAUUCUGCUGCACUUCCACCUGAAGCACGCCAUCAUGUUCGGCAAAAAGAAGCACCUGGACGUACAGUUCUACACCGAGGUGGGAGAAAUUACAACCGAUCUCGGUAAGCACCAGCACAUGCACGACCGGGACGAUCUGGCGGCCGAGCAAGCGGAGCGAGAGCUGCGACACAAAUUAAAGACAGCCUUCAAGAGCUUCUGCGAGAAGGUGGAAAUGAUGACGAAACAACAGAUCGAGUUCGAUACGCCAUUCCGGGAGCUGGGCUUCCCGGGGGCACCGUUCCGCAGCACAGUAUUACUGCAACCGACGUCCGGUAGCUUGGUGAACCUCACCGAGUGGCCUCCGUUCGUCAUCACGCUGGAGGACGUGGAGUUGGUGCACUUCGAGCGUGUCCAGUUUCAUUUGCGAAAUUUCGAUAUGAUUUUUGUGUUUAAAAAUUAUCAGCAAAAGAUCGCGAUGGUUAACGCUAUACCGAUGAAUUUGUUGGACCACGUCAAGGAAUGGUUGAACUCGUGCGAUAUUCGUUACUCUGAAGGCAUACAGUCGUUGAACUGGGCGAAGAUCAUGAAAACUAUCACAGACGAUCCGGAGGGAUUCUUCGACAGUGGUGGCUGGACAUUCCUGGAUCCAGAAUCGGAAGGCGAGGCCGAAGCAAACAGUGAAACGGAGGACGAGGAAGAUGACGCGUAUGAACCGACCGAUGAUGAUGACGAGGAAGAAUCGGAUUCAGAGGAUUACUCUGAGGCAUCGGAAGACGAUGAUAGUGGAAGCGAAGAAGAUCUCGGUUCGGAUGAAGAAUCAGGAAAGGAUUGGUCAGAUUUGGAGCGAGAAGCGGCGGAAGAGGAUCGUAAUCGAGAAAACAAUGAUUACGAUGAUCGCAACGCGUCCAAAAAACGAUCCCAUCACAGACGAGAUCGAGGUGUAGCCUCGCCGAAGAAACGACACGAACAUCAUCGCAGCUCCUCUAAACACGGCAGUAGUCGAGACAAAAAUCACAAGGAUAAACAUAACGACAAACAUCGCAGCGGGGGCAGCAGCGGCAAGCACGAUCGGCACAGCAGCAACCACAAGCGCUCUCGAGAUGAUAGUCGGGAGAGCGGUCAUCACCAUAAGAGCAAGAAAUCUAGAAAGUAAAGCGUAUUCUACUUUCCAGCUCGAGAAAGUAUACGAUCGAUUAUGUACAUCCUAAACUUUCCUACUUGUUGAUAAAAUAUCCUGCGAUAGGUUCAAGGUUUUUACUGAUAACGAUAAUAUUCCGUUAGUGCUGCUGUCUUCACUCUGAAAAAGGCGCUGUUGCGCAUAGAGUAUGGGAGAAGGAUGCUACCGAACGAAACUCCAUAAAAUCCAAUCGUUUUGCAUGGUUUCACGAUCGCGCAGUUUGCGUGGACCGUGCAUCUCUAGUUUUGAUUUAGUUUUCUUCUGUGCAGCUCUUAACCGAGCAUUAUUUUUGGGUACAUAUGCUGGCAAAUCCUUGUGCUAUCUGUUCCGCGCUGUGCCGUAUCCUUGAUUUGUUCGAACGGCCCCGGGAAUUUGUUUCGGAGAUUACACGCGUAAUAUUAAAAAUUUAAAAUUGCAUUGGAAAGCAAAUCAAACCCAUCCUACCAAUAUGAAAUCCAUGAACGUAAAGUAGAAUAUAUAUAUGAUAUAAAUAUACAUCAAUUCUUACAGAUAGCGAGUAAUUGUACAUGGUUUAAAUGUAGACACCGAAAACGUAUCGAGUUUUUAGCUUGAAUAUCGCAACAUCACAUUCUGAUCCCUUGUCAACCAGGAAGGUGUUGUAUACCGGAUUCGUUUAUAACGUGGAAGAGUUGUAGAAUACCUGUAGUUGUGAUUUACGGGUUCGGUGAAGUUUGAAAUCCAAGGUAGAGUAUUUUAAUAUUUAUUCACAUCAGACUAGAUUCAAGUAUGUCUAUAGACGUAGAGGAGAUUUUAGGAACGUUCUCGAUUGCUUACAUGUUAAUAAAGUAUUCAUUAAAUUGGCAUAUUUUUAAUUAUAUCGUGUAUUGUUGGCUUUUCAAUGGCUUCAUAGCUCAAACAGCUGUAAUGCACGAUUUCACCUACGAACCAGCACGUUGCCAUAUGUGAUACAUGUAGAUUUACUGUACAUAUUGCAGGUUUG